Messenger RNA from Phragmites australis (common reed), 1943 nucleotides. RefSeq names its product BTB/POZ domain-containing protein At2g24240-like. The coding region runs from base 491 to 1861 and encodes 456 amino acids. Gene Ontology annotation, molecular function: protein binding. The record is from RefSeq and is a predicted model, not a curated record. NCBI's taxonomy places the organism in Eukaryota, Viridiplantae, Streptophyta, Magnoliopsida, Poales, Poaceae. The transcript has a single exon. Gene Ontology annotation, biological process: protein homooligomerization.
CGAGCGCAGCCGGAGGAACUGCGACAUCACGCAAAAGCCUCGUUAAAUUUGCGUUCCACGCACCGCACUCGAGGAGAAAACGCACCCAAAUCCACUCCUCCAGUCCUGUGAUCCCUCACGCCGCCCCACCAAAUCCGUCGCCCGCCCCACCACCGGAGCCCCAAACCCGAACGCCACUCCCACUCCCGUCUUGCGUCAACGAAACAACCGCCCCCAAAAAAUUAAUUGCCCCGCGGGUGGGGUGGGGUGACGAACUGACGACUCGCGCGAGACGACCAAGUCCUCGGUUCGGUCGCGCACCAGAACCUGACCGACCUGCCGCGCCUCCUUUUCUCCGCCCCAAAAAAGCUGGCACGGUUGCCGUGCCGUUAUAUACGCCAAACAAAACGCCCGUGCGCCGUGCGCAAAAACUCGCUCGUCUCCUGCGUGCCAGCCGACGCUGCUCGCCGCGCGCGAAUUGUAAACUUGUGACGCUAGCUGCGCGUUCCGCAUGGCCAUGUGCACGCCCGCGACGGGCCGCGGGCGCGUGCGGCUGAACGUUGGCGGGCGGGUGUUCGAGACGACGGCCGCGACGCUCGCCAGCGCGGGGCGGGACACCAUGCUCGGGGCCAUGCUGGACGCCUCCUGGAACGAAUGUUGUCCUGCCGCCGCCGGCGGCGACAGCGUGGACGAGUACUUCAUCGACCGCGACCCGGCCUGCUUCGCCGUGCUGCUCGACCUGCUCCGCACGGGCGGGCUCCAUGUGCCGCCGGGCGUCCCCGAGGCGACGCUCUACCGUGAGGCACUCUACUACGGCCUCCUCGACCGCGUCCGCGCCGCGCGCCUGGGGGAGUUCGACGGCGAUCGCUUGCGCCUGGCCGCGUCCGUGUCCGGCCGCGCGCCGGGGGACGGCACAGCCGUCCGCGCGGCUCCCGACGGUGGCUGCUGCGUCUCGCACGGCGGCGCCGUGCGCGUGUACAACUGGAUGCUCGAGGAACGCCGCCCGGUGUACCUCGACCACGCGCCGAUCAACGACGCGGAAUACCUCGACGCGGCCACGCUCGUUGUCGCCGCGAGGAAGCGGCCCAGCAGGCGCGACGGUGGCGUGGCCGCCUUCUCCGCGCUCACGGGCGACCUGCGCCACCGCUUCCGCGUCGCGCACGAUCGCCAGGUCAGGUCCUUCACCGCCGGCGCACUGGCCUUCGACGGACGAUCUAACAUCUUCGCGAGCUGCAAGGGCCGGUUCAACGAAUACGGCAUCGGUGUCUGGGACUGCACCACCGGCGUGCAGGCCGACUUCUUGUACGAGCCGCCCGGUUGCGCACUGGGUGAUGCCGACAAGCUCCAAUGGCUCGACGACGCCAACACGCUCAUGGUGGCCACGAUGUUUCCACGGACCGACUCCUCCUUCAUCAGCCUGCUAGACUUCCGGGACAAGAGCGUCGUGUGGUCGUGGUCUGACGUCGGCACGCCGGCAUCGCUCGAGGACAAGCACGCCGUCCACGCCAUCGUAAUGGACGACCAAAGAACGGUCUGCGUGAUCAACCAGUACGGCGACCUCGGGUUUCUUGACCUCCGGAGCAACGCCGGCGGCGUGCGGUGGAAGUCGCGGAGCAAGCUGAGCUUGAGCAGGAAGACGAAGGUGCAAAGCGAGGAGACGUGCUACCCGAAGCUCGCGGUGCACGGCGGUCAGCUGUUCGCGUCAACGAAUGACGCCAUCUCGGUGUUCAGCGGCCCCGACCAUGUGCUGACGUCGACGUUGCGGGGGAACAACGGCGGCGCCAUCUGCGACUUCUCCAUUGGCGGCGACCGCCUCUUCGCCCUGCACAACGAGGAGAAUGUGUUCGACAUCUGGGAGACGCCGCCGCCGGCGAUCAUCUGACAGUCAGAGGAUUAGUCUUGUAUCAGUGGAGAAAGAAUUACUGACAAAGGUUUCGACAGCAAAACACGCUGUAACUUGCUCA